AUGGUUAACGACCAUAUUGCAUCACAAAUUACUACCGCCGGUGCAAAUCAUGCCGAUGAGGCUACUACACCUGUUGAUAUAGUGGCAGACUCUAACUGUGGUCAACAACAAAAAAUAGAUGAAUCAAAUGGUGAUGGUGAUUUGCUAGGAAUAUUCGAAAGAGGCGUCCAGGAUCCCUUCUGUCAUGACUGUGACAAAGAAGAUUGUUCAAUGUCUCCUACACAUACGGACCAGUGCAAGUGCUCCAGUGGUGGGGGUGUAUGUUUCCCUGUCCAGGAAGAACUGAAUUUAAAUGACGAGGCGACGAACAGGAACCUAGGUUUAAAUUCAGACCCUUUUGUGGAAUCUCUAACAGCGGCCGCUGAUGCGAACCUCUCCGCCGACGGUGUUGAUCCCCUUGUGAAUGAUGAUUUGGAAAUGACACCAGCUACUAUCGCAGACCAAGACCAGGGAAGACAAGACUUGCAGCAGUUGGUAACCCCAUCUUGGACUAACCCUUUCACAUCCUCAGAAGUGCCGCAUCAGCAACGAACUGUACCACAGAAUACACCAAGGGCACUUCAAAAAGCACAGACAUUGUCGUACAUGCCACAGUACCAUGUAAGAAAUAACAGCGCCAACGACAGAGAUUUGAGAAGUAGCACCGCCGGGACUACUGUUGGCGGCAACAAUAAUACGACAACAACAACGUCACCAAACCUCCUGAGGAGGUCCAGGACAAACAGCAGUUCACUGAUACAGCACUUAUCCACAAGGAAACCUGUAACGUCAAAACCUUUGCGGAAAAGUGUAUCGAUAAGUUUCCCAUCGUUCUCGCAGAAUCCAUGGGAGGCAGUCAAGAGUCACAACGCAUCCAAGAGCAGUAACAGCAACAAUGACACCGUUACCGCUGCGAACAGCGACGGGUCAGUGAUCUUCUCCCAAAGACCCAGGUUCUCCACUCAGUCAUCCUCCUCGUCGUCAUUUUUGACACACUUGUACGGACUCGAGAAAUAUGUCUCCUCGGACUUGGACGCUCUUUCGACAAAGGACUACCUCCAGGACACGAGUGAGGACCUGAGACGGCCGUCGUUGAGGACGAAAAGCACAACUAGGUCCGUGUCAUUCGAUAACUACAACGGUAGACCCAUUGACCUCAACGAUAUUAACUUCAGUUCUCAAUCAGACUUAAACCUGUCAAACUACGAGUUUACCAACAGGAGGAAAAGGCGGCAAUCGUACAUCGAGAAAUCGUUGUCUAACUCCUUCUCACAAAACACUUGA
Molecule: messenger RNA, 1263 nt
Organism: Huiozyma naganishii CBS 8797
Lineage: Eukaryota; Fungi; Ascomycota; Saccharomycetes; Saccharomycetales; Saccharomycetaceae
Gene: MBR1
Product: Mbr1p
Exons: 1
Coding region: 1-1263 (420 amino acids)
Source: RefSeq, a predicted model, not a curated record